Messenger RNA from Alnus glutinosa, 874 nucleotides. RefSeq names its product protein CURVATURE THYLAKOID 1D, chloroplastic. Lineage: Eukaryota; Viridiplantae; Streptophyta; Magnoliopsida; Fagales; Betulaceae. The record is from RefSeq and is a predicted model, not a curated record. Gene Ontology annotation, cellular component: thylakoid; chloroplast thylakoid membrane. The transcript has 5 exons. Bases 67 to 732 code for a protein of 221 amino acids.
UAAAAAGGGGUUCAAACCAACAAGUCAGUCGGCAUCCACGGCGCGAGGGCAGCCAAGCCUCCAGAUAUGGCACUGUGCGCCACAACCCAAGCUCUCUCGAGUUUUCCCAAAUGUUACAACCACACAGUCCUCACUACAAAUCCUACCUGUCUCAGACCCUCUCUUCCUCUGAGGCCAACCCCACUCUCUCGCACCGCCGUGGGCCUCCACUCCCGUACGUUCUCCAUCCUUUACAUUUGUCGAUUCUUUUCAGGGUUGCUUUUUACCAGUUCAUUGGCAAGAGCAACAACGUCUGAAGAAAGUUCGGGUGGAGCAAACCUGUACGCUGGUGAAGAACGCGAUGGUGUAGUAACCCUGGAAGAUGCUUCACCGGGUGAGAUGAUAUUUGGUGGAACUGUGGUAGCAGAAGUACCUGAAGAGGAGUCUCCUGGGGAUGAGCAAACGCAGUCGUUUGAGCUUUUGGAUAAGCUUAAUAUAAAGUUUGACUCGGAUGAUGCCUAUAAUAUUCUUUUAUAUGGUGGUGGUGCGUUGGUUGCAGUGUGGUUUUCAUCAGUCAUUGUCAGAUCCAUUGAUUCUAUUCCAUUGUUUCCCAAGCUGAUGGAAGUUGUGGGCCUUGGCUACACAUUCUGGUUCAGCUAUCGGUAUCUGAUCUUUAAGAAGAAUAGGGAUGAGUUGGCUACUAAAAUUGAAGAGCUUAAGCAACAGGUUCUUGGUUCAAAUGAUGAUUAUUGAUUGAUAUAUGGAGGAGUCACUUGAUCUUGUUCUCUCUGUUUUCCAGUGAAGGCAAUAUAUGUUUCUUUUUCCGUCACCAUAGAAAUGUAAACUGGUUUUACUUUUGACAUGGAAGUAAAUAUAUUUUGUUUUUUUACCCGCA